Messenger RNA from Onychomys torridus (southern grasshopper mouse), 345 nucleotides. RefSeq lists its product as uncharacterized. The record is from RefSeq and is a predicted model, not a curated record. Lineage: Eukaryota; Metazoa; Chordata; Mammalia; Rodentia; Cricetidae.
AUGCCAUACCGUACAGUUUUGCCUACAAACGCAUGCAGCUUCAUUGUAGCUGUGAAUGCUCUGCCCCUCUCCUUUUCACCCUUGAUGAUUUGAGAAUGUACAGGAUCUAGCUGUGUGAUGUAGAGUGUUCCUAACUUGGUAGGCAAAGGAGCAUGUGGAUCUGAUGGUUCAACCCACUAGGUGGGAUGGCCAUGUGUGAGGAAACAUCGAUGUUUGAGGCUGAAUGGCCUGCUCUUCUGCACGCAGCCUUUCCAUCAAGACAUGUCCAGACUUUGGGUUUCAUGGGCUAUUUAUAUUGAGACAAAUAGACUUUACAAAGGCAAAAGUCCUUUUGAAAGUAGUUGA